CAUCCUUAGUAAAAAAUUUCUGAAAAGUCCAUCCCUAGUAAUCACUCUCUUUAUAUAUAAGAACUUGUAUAGAGUUCAUUUUCAUCCAUCACAUUCAAUUGUAUUCUAAAUCGCAUUUAGAUACUAACACUCUCUGAUCAUUGCUCAACCUUUUGCUCACUCACUCACGUUCAAUCCACAUUCCUUACGACAAAAGUCUUCGAUUACAGUUAGGUUUCCUAUAUAAGAAGUUUGAAUGGAUAGAGUAAUGAAGUUGGCUUCACAAAAAGCAGUUGUGAUCUUUAGUAAGAGUUCAUGUUCUAUGUGUCAUGCAAUUAAGAGACUCUUUUAUGAUCUCGGUGCUAGUCCAGCUAUUCAUGAACUUGAUGAAGAUCCUAGAGGAAGGGAAAUGGAGAGAGCGUUGCUUGGGCUUGGCUUUAGUCCUACUGUUCCAGCUGUUUUCAUCGGUGGUCGGUUACUACGGUUAGAUUCAACUAGCACCGUAAUGUCACUUCACCUCAAUGGAUCCCUUAUACCUAUGCUCAAAGAAGCAGGGGCAAUAUGGCUUUAAUACCCAUCUUUCACUCUUGAUAUAUACAAUGUCAAAAGUGACUUAAAACUCAUUUCCAUCGGGACUGCGUACCUAAUUAGCUCUAUCUAUCUAUACUCUACAGAGGCUAUAAUGUUUUCGAAGUGGCAAUAGAUAAUACGAUACGAGUAUUUCUAUAUGUUUCAGUAUCUAAUAAACUCAUACUUAAGU
Messenger RNA from Papaver somniferum (opium poppy), 739 nucleotides. RefSeq names its product putative glutaredoxin-C14. The coding region runs from base 236 to 550 and encodes 104 amino acids. NCBI's taxonomy places the organism in Eukaryota, Viridiplantae, Streptophyta, Magnoliopsida, Ranunculales, Papaveraceae. The record is from RefSeq and is a predicted model, not a curated record. The transcript has a single exon.